Messenger RNA from Saccoglossus kowalevskii, 1326 nucleotides. Its product is annotated as stAR-related lipid transfer protein 6-like. NCBI's taxonomy places the organism in Eukaryota, Metazoa, Hemichordata, Enteropneusta, Harrimaniidae. The record is from RefSeq and is a predicted model, not a curated record. Gene Ontology annotation, molecular function: lipid binding.
CACUACACUUAUUGUGGCACAAAGCGUCCAUACUGUAGCUGCGCUAGACACAGUAAUCAUGUCAGACGAAACGCAAACCGCUGUCGUCACGGAACCCAAACCAGAAGAGAACACGGAGGCUCCCCCAAAAGAAGACAAGCCCGCAGAUGAAGCGAAGGUGAGCGACGCGACGAAGAAAGACGCCGUCGCAGCAGCCCCAGUUUUGGUAGCACCUACGGAGAGUCCUUUUGGUGAGGAUGAUUUCGAGCACAUACUGCAAAUUGAAGCAUCAGAGGGGGCGGAAAAUGGAUGGGAAAGCGCCAAGAAAUCUGACGCGGUUAAGAUUUUCCGCAAGAAGGAUAAGAACUCAGAAAUUAAUUUGAUUAAGUCUUACCUAACCUUACCGGGGAUUCCAGCUGAUAAAGCAAUGGAGUUACUCACAAAUUAUGAAGAACGCAAGAAAUGGGACAAAGGUCACAAGAUUGAUGUUCUUGAUGAAAAGAGCGACUUCUGCAUAUUAUACAGUGUAUUUAAAAUGCCGGCAGCCUGCACAGGGCGUGAUUUCGUGAUUGCGUCAACAAAGAGAAGCGAUGAAGACAAUAAAAGGCAUAUCAUAUUAUACAAAGACUGUGUUCAUCCUGACAAGCCACCAAAUAAUUCAUUGAUCAGAGGUGAAACCAUUGUUAAUGGAUUCAUCGUCCGACAAGAUGAAAAUGACGAAAAGUCGUCCAGACUGACGGUGCUACAACAGCUUGAGAUGAAAGGCUGGAUUCCUAAAUUCCUUCUUAACCGUCUGACAUUAGCUAGACCAAUCGGAAUCAGGGACGAUCUGAAUGCUUAUUGGAAGGAGAUAAAUAAACCAAAGGAAAAUGGUCCAACUGAUAAAAAAGAAGAGAAAAAAGAAGAAGGAGAGGCAGAGAAGACAGAAGACAAAGAAGAGGAACCAAAGGAAGAAAACACUGAAGAGAAGAAAGAAUAGUACAAGUGUACCACGAGAUGGCGCGAUUGCUUAUCUUUUUAAAGUUGGGUCAGUGUUUUUUGUGACGUUCGGUGUCAGAGAUUCAUUUUAUAUCGAAGCGAAAAUCGUCAUCAAUGAAAAUAAUAUGUAGUGCGCAUGUGCAGUAAUGUACGCAUGUAUGAUACAUACUAUUUCAAUUCUACAAGGCACACAUCACGCUGAUAAACACAAUUCAUAAGUGUCCUACCCGUGUAGAUUUCACAUUUAAGGUCUCAGCUGUUGGCGAAAUAUUUCCCAACACAAUACGUGUACUCAGUCGGUCGUCACGGUCAAGUGAUAAAAUAUUUAAAUCACAUUUUCGAUUGGAUGACGUCACAUGGCCGAGUUAG